Molecule: messenger RNA, 1062 nt
Organism: Stereum hirsutum FP-91666 SS1
Lineage: Eukaryota; Fungi; Basidiomycota; Agaricomycetes; Russulales; Stereaceae
Exons: 8
Coding region: 1-1062 (353 amino acids)
Biological process (GO): RNA processing
Molecular function (GO): ribonuclease III activity
Source: RefSeq, a predicted model, not a curated record
AUGUUUCGUGGCAAAAUGACCGUUGCUUUCCCUGUCAUAUCUCUGCGCAGCGCGCGCCUGACCCGGACGUGCUCGUCGCUCCCGGCACGCAUUUCUCCACCAUGUCCAAGGUCAUUCAAGUAUCCAGCGACAUCCAGCACGCAGCGACUCAGAGUGAAGGCAUUAUCUAGUCUUGCUGCAGUGGGCCACUCUCCUCCCAUACCGGGACUUAUCGGGGAGGAGACUCGUGCAAAUGCUUUUAGACAUCCUGUCUUGGUUGCGUUUAGAAACGACAGUGACACAUCUACACACUCCAAGAACAACAACGGUGCAGCGUCCUAUGCGACGCAUAAAGCCUUCGAACACUUGGGAGACAGGGUGGUAGGGCUAGUAGUGUGCGAAAUGGUUUGGAGCAUGUAUCCGCAUGUGGAUAAUGGCUCGUUCACUGAUAGUUCUCGUGCAGAGAUAGUCGAUCUCUCCGUUGCGGUUUGCUGGAAAUGGCGCGCGUUACAUACGGCAUUGAUCCGAGUCGUGAUCUUCCACAAAAUCCCGUUCACUGGCAAGGCAUACGUCGGGGGGCUCUACUACGAGCAAGGACAAGUCACAGCACAAGUCAAGAAAUGGAUUAAUCACCUUCUCUCACCCCAUGUAACAGAAGCACAUGCUGCCCUUUCUACGCCAAGGUUUUUCACUCCGAACAUCACCGAACACACUCCUCCAACGACAAAACAUGCUUCCCCAGCCGCCUUUCCUAUCCAAACAUCAUUGAAAUACCCGAAGUCUUCUACACAACAACUGGAUGAGGCCGUGCACUGCGUAGCACAGUUUGUACAAGACGCUGUCGAACAGAAGACAGAGAAAGAGGAUGCGACGUCGGCAGACCUCCAAAAGCUCCUGGACCGGGUGCCUAAGGGAGGUAAAUUCGUUCGUUGGUCCACUGUGCUAGUUAAACUUGAACAGAAAUCCCUCUGGGUUGCCGUGGUACGCGUAGACAAUGCUGUUCUCGGCCGAGGAGUUAGGCCCUCCCUCAAAGCAGCGAAAAACGUGGCAGCUCGACAGGCACUUGAGUCGCAUGUAUGGUAG